UCCCACCAAAAAUGGAAGGAACGUUCCCCUCUCCGCGACCCCUCUCUGGAUUUGGGAUCUAGGGCUUGAUCUCGUGCCGUGGUGGGGAAAGAAACCCUAGAUCGUUAGGGUUCGAAGAAUUUGAAUUCCCCUCCGUCGAUUGUUCUGUUUGAAUCCAUGGCGUCCCGAAGGCGAAUGCUUCUCAAAGUCAUCAUCCUCGGAGACAGCGGGGUUGGGAAGACGUCUCUGAUGAAUCAGUAUGUGAACAAGAAGUUCAGUAAUCAGUAUAAAGCGACCAUUGGAGCGGAUUUCUUGACAAAAGAAGUCCAGUUUGAGGACAGGCUAUUCACGUUACAGAUAUGGGAUACUGCAGGGCAGGAAAGGUUUCAGAGUCUUGGUGUGGCUUUCUAUCGUGGAGCUGAUUGCUGUGUUCUUGUGUAUGAUGUUAAUGUUAUGAAAUCAUUUGAUAACCUGAACAAUUGGCGCGAGGAAUUUUUGAUUCAGGCUAGCCCAUCCGACCCUGAAAAUUUCCCAUUUGUAGUUCUGGGAAACAAGAUAGAUGUUGAUGGUGGCAAUAGCCGGGUGGUUUCUGAGAAAAAAGCAAGGGCAUGGUGUGCAUCAAAAGGAAAUAUCCCCUACUUUGAGACAUCUGCUAAAGAAGGAAUUAAUGUGGAAGCCGCAUUUCAGUGUAUAGCCAAGAAUGCCCUCAAGAACGAACCGGAGGAAGAGAUAUAUCUUCCGGACACCAUUGAUGUGGCGGCGGGUGGUGGACGUCAGCAACGAUCAUCAGGCUGUGAAUGCUAGAUGGAUGAUAGGCAGUUGGAGUGCAUUAUCCCAAUUUGUUAUGGAGUCAACAUGUCAUAUAAUGAUUCUGUGAAAGCUUAUUGCUUGUCCUUGUAAUCUAUAUUAUGUUGGUAGGAGGUGAUUGGUGCUGGUUGGUUUUGUUGGAAUAUUCUUCCUCCUGUAUUUCAUCAGCAUUCUGUUUCGCCGGUGGGAUUCAUUUGUUUCUGUAUUUAAAGACUUAAAAAAUUUAUGAUAUUUUCUGGGGGUGAACCAUGUCCAUA
Messenger RNA from Phoenix dactylifera (date palm), 1043 nucleotides. Its product is annotated as ras-related protein Rab7-like. Gene Ontology annotation, molecular function: GTPase activity; GTP binding. NCBI's taxonomy places the organism in Eukaryota, Viridiplantae, Streptophyta, Magnoliopsida, Arecales, Arecaceae. The record is from RefSeq and is a predicted model, not a curated record. Gene Ontology annotation, cellular component: vacuolar membrane.